Molecule: messenger RNA, 2855 nt
Organism: Xenopus tropicalis (tropical clawed frog)
Lineage: Eukaryota; Metazoa; Chordata; Amphibia; Anura; Pipidae
Gene: arfgap3
Product: ARF GTPase activating protein 3
Cellular component (GO): Golgi membrane; cytoplasm
Molecular function (GO): GTPase activator activity
Source: RefSeq, marked provisional
UGGGAGUCGGUGAGUGAGACCGGAGGGAGCGGAGAGAGAAUGGCGGAACCGCACAAACAGGAUAUCGCGGCCAUAUUCCGGCGCCUCCGCUCCAUUCCCAGCAACAAGGUGUGCUUUGACUGCGGAGCCAAGAACCCCAGCUGGGCGAGUAUCACCUAUGGGGUGUUCCUGUGCAUCGACUGCUCGGGGACCCACCGCUCCCUUGGGGUUCACCUGAGCUUCAUAAGGUCGACUGAACUGGAUUCCAACUGGUCCUGGUUCCAGCUGAGGUGCAUGCAGGUCGGGGGCAAUGCCAAUGCGACAGUCUUCUUCCGGCAACACGGCUGCGCCACCAACGACACCAACGCCAAGUACAACAGCCGCGCCUCCCAGCUGUACCGGGAGAGGGUGAAAUCCCAGGCCACACAAGCCACGCGGCGGCACGGAACUGACCUGUGGAUCGACGCUUGCGGGGCCCCACCGCUGUCACCCCAACACCAAGAGGAGGACUUUUUCGCUGCUCAUUCAGAGCAGGAUAAUAACACAUCGCAGGCCCCCCCCCAGGCAGAGGACACCCCCAUAAACGUGAGCUCUGAAAGUGGCCCCGCCAACAACGAAGGGGAGCCGGAAGUGGGUCCCAGCGUCGACUACCUCAGCGUCUCGCCCAAAGCCGCAUUAGCCGAUGCAGAGAAUCUGAUAUCCGCAGGAAACGCUCCUGCCCGAGAAUCCGUCUCUGUUCUAAAGAAGAAGCCCGGAGCCGCCAAGAAAGGGCUCGGUGCCAAGAAGGGGGGUCUCGGGGCGCAGAAAGUGAGCGGCAAGAGCUUCAGCGAGAUGGAGAGACAGGCGCAGGCGGUGGAUAAGCAGAAGGAGCAGGAAGCCGCCACCGUAACCAAACGGGCAGAGGAGCCUGUGGUGGCAUCCUUGCGCCUCGCCUACAAAGACCUGGAGAUCCAGAAGCAGAAGGACGAGGAGAAGCUGAAGAACUUGCCCCCCAAGAAGGCGGCGGAGGCGGAGCGUCUGGGAAUGGGCUUCGGGGCCCGCAGUGGGAUCUCCCACUCGGUGCUUUCGGAAAUGACGACCAUUGAGCAGGAGGCGCCCAAGAGCGUGAAGGCCAAAAAGCUGUAUCAGGAGGAGGAGGCGGAGGAUUUCUAUUUCAGCGCCCCCCGCUCACGGUACCGCGAGGACCCCCCUGAACCCGUCACCAGUUCCUUCCUCAGCUGGGACGAGCGCUCCGAUGAUUAUUGGAAGAUGGACAGUCCCGGCGCUGACACAGAGGUGGCGCUCACUUCAAAGACCACAAGUUACGAUGACAGACCAGCGACUCGGCGCAAACACGACUUGGAGCCGGCGCCGAGCACAGACGACGCCCAGAAGAAGUUCGGCAAUGCCAAGGCCAUUUCGUCGGACAUGUUCUUCGGGAAGCAGGACAGCGCUGAUUACGAGGCCCGCUCUCGCCUGGACAGACUCUCGGGAAACUCCUCCAUUAGUUCCGCUGAUCUCUUCGAUGAGCAGAAGAAAGACCCCACAGGGAACUACACCCUGACGCGGGUGCUCCCCGCAGCCCCCGAUAUGGCCAACUUCAAGCAGGGGGUGAAGUCUGUGGCGGGGAGACUCUCAGUCCUGGCAAACGGGGUCAUGACAACGAUCCAGGACCGAUAUGGAUCGUAACAGGAAGAGACCCCGAGGAGGGCAGAAGCUGGCGGGAACCCACCCCCCCAUCCCAGGGGAGCACUGGGGGCACCUCACUGCUCUUUCCUUCAUUCCUGCCCCAGAAAUCAUUCCCAGCCGGGGGAGACACUGUGCCCUUUAACCCUUGCAGCACCAAAGACCCCCCCAUACUCACCCCCGGCCCCCUAAACCCUCCCCAGAGCCGCGUGACUCAGGUACAGACAGUUCCCACGUGUCCCUGUGUCGCUGGAGAGAAUACGUCCCAUUUGCCUUAUUGGGGCAGCUCCUUACCCCACCCCCCCCCCAUUCUGCCCCCCGCCCGCCUCUCAUGCUGGGCGUGUCUUCUGCUUUGCACAAAUAUAGUUGCACCUUAUUGGAGAGGGAACGGGUUGGGGGGGGGGCUCCGUGUAAUUAAAUCUCUGCGCAUCCCGCUUCGCUUUGGUGUCGUUUCAUGACUUAGCUUUACUCUGCGUCUGGGCAAAGGGGCAGAUGGGGCAUUACAUGGGGGGGCACAUGUUCAUUUAUAUUGAGCCCCAGUGCCCCCACCCCGGGCUCCUCCCCCAUCACCCCAGGCUCCACCCCCGUCAUUAGAGCCUUAAUUGCGUUGCUGGACAAUCAGAGGCCCCCCCGAGCCUCAUUCUGUACAACCAGUGCCCCCCUCAGAAACCAGCAAAGGCUUCUGGGAAUGGAAGUCCAGUUGGCGCGUUUGUAUCUUUGCUUAGAGAAGAGGGGGGGCGCGUUUGCAGUCGCUGCACCCCAAUAUUUAUAGGAAUGAAUCUAUAUGUAUAUACACGCAUACACACAGGUGUGGGAUCUGUUAUCCGGAAUGCUCAGCAGCUGGGGGUUCUGGGGGGCGGGUUUCCAGGUAACAGACCCCUCCCACCUAUAUUGGAAAUAUUAUAUACAAUUUGCAAGUUACAAUAUUAAUUUUACUUGAAAUAAAAGGAAAUCUAUUUGCUCGUUAGUAGCCCUCGUUUAGUUUAGGAAUAAGGAUCCUGGUUUCCAUGGUAACGGAAGGGAAACUUGCUGUGUUUUAGACAGCAUUAUGGGUAUUGUCAGGCUUCAUUUUGUUCUUGGAGGGGGCGGGGCCAAAAUUCUCUUUUUUUUUUUAAUGUGUGUGGUGAUUUCCUGUGGGCGGUUCCUCUGACAAUACCGACGCCAUCUUUGUAUCGAUUUGUACUCUGUAAUAAAGGUUAGAUUGCAACUUC